GGUGAAAACCGUAGGGUUGACAGAUAUCCGCUCUCGCUGUAGCAAAAUGAAGCCAAUGAGAGCUUGGAACUCAGCACAAUCUGUAGUACAUAUUCCAGACCAGAGAUGGCGGUAACGCGUCAGACUGCUGGUUGAUACUGUACGUAAAACAAGUAACAGGAAGGAGACGAACAGAAACCAAACAAUACGCUCCAGAUGACAACAGAGUCGGCUAUUAAAAUCACUUUAAUCAUUUAUACAUCAUUUUACUUGUACUCAAGUAUGUUAAAUGGAAACAUAUCACCAGGAGGUGAUGGAGACGAGAAGAAAUCAAAGGAGAACGUAUCGAAACUCGUCACGCAGCCGAACUCGACGCCGUCUUGUAGGUUCUUGCAGCUUGAGCUGGAACUCAAUGCUCACCUCCGUGGGCUCACAUUCAGCGAGCCUGUCCGCUACGUAUACAACCCACUGGAGUACGCGUGGGAAACCCACCGCUGCUACGUGGACAAGUACUGUCAGGCGGGCCAGAAAUUCUUGUUUUUAGGCAUGAACCCUGGACCUUUCGGCAUGGCGCAGACAGGGGUACCGUUUGGCGAGGUGCGCUCAGUUGUUGACUGGCUGAACAUCACAGGUGCAGUCGGUCACCCCGACGACGAGCACCCAAAGCGCCGCAUCAGCGGCCUGGCCUGCACCCAGAGCGAGGUGAGCGGCGCACGUUUCUGGGGCUUCUUCAGAAAGUUGUGUGGUGAACCGGCGGUGUUCUUCCGCCACUGCUUCGUGCACAACCUUUGCCCUCUUAUUUUCAUGAGCAGCAGUGGGAAGAAUCUGACCCCGCCCGAGCUUCCUGCCCAUGAGCGACAGGAGCUCCUCCGCUUGUGUGACAUCGCCUUGUGCCAAGCCGUGGAGGCCUUGGGCGUCUCCAUGGUGAUCGGUGUCGGCAGGGUGGCGGAACAGCGGGCGCGCCGGGCUCUUUCUGCCGCAGGUAUUGAGGUGCGCGUCGAGGGGAUCAUGCAUCCGUCCCCCAGAAACCCUCUGGCCAAUAAGGGCUGGGAGAGUGUGGCUAAAGCUAAGCUAGCAGAACUGGGUGUCCUCUCUUUGCUUAGCAACACAUGACGAGCGUCCUGUGACCCACUCAAGCUCUCCAGAGACUUGGAAAAUAUUUCCAGUGUUUCCCCACCAUUUUAUUAGGGAGGCACCUCCCUAAGGUCAAGCUAAUUUAAUUUCAUUUUCAUUUAAUUGUUUUUAUACAGCGCCAGGUCACAACAGAAGCAAUUUAAAGUGCUCAUGACACCAAAAGACAUGUUAAUGUUGUUAAUUCUGGCAUGAAAAAUAACAUUGAAAGGCAUCUUCCCUGUGUUUGAUGUGUACUCGAAUAUUGAAAUAUUUACCAAUUAAAACAAGUUUUGGCAGUUCUUACGGUUUUUCAGGACUCGGAACAAGUGACGCCUACAACAGAUUGUCUUACCCGAAACUCCUGCUUCACUCCAAUGCUUUCUCAACUCUUUUGGUCCAGUUCUGGAUGAAUUGCUGUUGUCUGUUAUAUAUUUGUUUAUACUAUGCCCGCUCGUUGUGUUGAAGGCUUUUGCUGGAACACCUGAGGAGAUGGAGUAAACUUGUUCACAUUUCUAAACGACACCAUUUGCCUCGUCAGAUCGUCAAACUUCAUGAGUCCAUACUGCCCAUGGAUGGAAAAAAAAAGUAAAAAAACCACAAGAUGUUCGACUGUGGAAAAGCAUGCCAAGGUGGUAGAAAGUCAAUUCACAUUUCUCCCGCUAAGAUGCUCCAUAGUAGCCAGCCUCGUGCAGACGGCUAAUGUAGUGGUAAUUCCUAUCUGGCUUGUUAAGCUAGGCAUGUUAUGUGUUGUAGCUAUCACUGCCAGUAAAACAUCAUACUCCUCACAGCACAAUAUUAGUGAAUGUUAGGACUCUUUUCUUUUCACUUGUAAUGUUUAUUUAAGUGAGUACAUUAAUUUUGUAAAUUUUUUUUCAAACUUUUUUUGGUGUCAUGAGCACUUUAAGGAUACCUUUCACGUUGAACAUAUGCGGUAGUCUGCUAUGCAAUGCACAUCUGUGUGCCCAUGUUUGUAUAAUUCAUAGUCAUUUUUUUUAGCAAAACAACUUUAUAUUAAUUUAAUUAUCAUUGGUUUUGGAGUAUGUACAUAUUUAUGUACAGAUUUCUAAAGUGUAUACCAUGCUCAGGGUGUUUGGAUAUUUAAGCAUGUUGGAAUACCUCAGUGAUUUAAAUUUUGUAUUAUUUACAAAAGGUAAAACACACAAUUAUACUGUAUAUGUUUUUUACGUUUACAUUGUAUUGUCCCUUUUUUGCAUUGCAAUUUUACCAGUUGUGUGUUUUUCUCCUACAUAUCCUUGUAUUUGUUACAAAUGUUGAUGCUGUUGAUCUAUAAAUUAAUA
This is a messenger RNA of Dunckerocampus dactyliophorus (ringed pipefish), 2390 nucleotides long. It is a transcript of the gene smug1, whose product is annotated as single-strand-selective monofunctional uracil-DNA glycosylase 1. NCBI's taxonomy places the organism in Eukaryota, Metazoa, Chordata, Actinopteri, Syngnathiformes, Syngnathidae. The coding region runs from base 196 to 1092 and encodes 298 amino acids. The record is from RefSeq and is a predicted model, not a curated record. Gene Ontology annotation, biological process: base-excision repair. Gene Ontology annotation, molecular function: oxidized pyrimidine nucleobase lesion DNA N-glycosylase activity; single-strand selective uracil DNA N-glycosylase activity. The transcript has 2 exons.